Molecule: messenger RNA, 285 nt
Organism: Staurois parvus
Lineage: Eukaryota; Metazoa; Chordata; Amphibia; Anura; Ranidae
Source: the annotation of a GenBank genome assembly
CUGGGGAGACCAGAUAUAGUGAAUGCAGGGUCCGGGGAGACCAGAUAUAGUGAAUGCAGGGUCCGGGGAAACCAGAUAUAGUGAAUGCAGGGUCCGGGGAGACCAGAUAUAGUGAAUGCAGGGUCCGGAGAGACCAGAUAUAGUGAAUGCAGGGUCCGGGGAGACCAGAUAUAGUGAAUGCAGGGUCCGGGGAGACCGGAUAUAGUGAAUGCAGGGGUCCGGGGGAGACCAGAUAUAGUGAAUGCAGGGUCCGGGGAGACCAGAUAUAGUGAAUGCAGGGUCCGG